GGAAAUGACACCAUAGAAUGCAAAAAUGGGUUAGAAAAUGAGAUUGGGAUCACCUGCAUCUCAUCUCCGGUGCACCUUAACCCACCCUCCGAAAUUCGCCACUCUUUUCUUUUCCCGCGCUUUUACGAUCCUUCACCAUCACCAUAUCCACAGCCCAGAAAUUUUGAUUCCUCCCUCUACCAUUGAAGCCUUCAAGAUUCACGAAAACGACGAUCAAUCGAACUCUCAUGUAAAUUUAAGACAUUUAGCUAAAUUACAGCGAAAUGGGUUUUUAUGCUUCCCCCGUGAAAUCAACAGAGUCAUUUCCACCUGUGCCAAAUUGGGUUCAUAUUUCGUCGGAAUUCAGAUUCAAGCCCACGUUAUUAAAGCGGGAUUUACUUCAAACGUUUACAUCAAUAGCGCUUUGGUCGAUAUGUACUGUAAAUGUGUCAAGGUGGAGAUGGGUCAGCUCUUGUUUGAUGAAAUGCCUGAAAGAAAUCACGUGACCUGGAAUUCCUUGAUUUCCGGUUAUUUGGAAACUCUUUGUCCGACCACGGCGAUGUGCUUAUACAUUGAUAUGCUGAGAUCUGGGGAAAUUAUUACACCGUACGGAAUUUCAGCGGCUCUGGUUGGAAGUGCACAGCUUGAAGAUGGCUGUCUUGGAGCUCAAUUGCAUGCCUUGGGUUUGAAAAAUGGUUUUGAGGAUAAUGUGGUCGUUGGGACUGGUUUGGUUGAUAUGUAUUCGAAAUGUUCUUCUCUGGAAGCAUCGAGAAGGGUGUUUGAUGGAAUGCCUCAUAAGAAUGUUCGCAGCUGGACUUCAAUGAUCACGGGUUAUGCGCACAACAAGUUCCCGAUUGACGCCAUGAUUUUGAUCAGGGAAAUGUUCCGGGUUGGUGUUAAGGCUAACUACGUCACGUAUAAUAGUUUGUUGUGUUCGUUUUGUGGUCCGGGUGACCUGGAUCAUUGCAGGGAAAUCCAUUGUCGUGUAGUUCAGGAAGGUUUUGACGCUAAUAUGUUUGUGGCAUGUACAUUAGUGACUGCAUAUUCAGAGUGUGGUUGUAGCACAGGUGAUUUCUUUAAGGUUUGUUCAACUAUAAAGUUUUGGGACCAAAUCUCAUGGAAUGCAGUCAUUGCUGGAUUCUCUAAUUUAGGUAUAGGUGAGGAAGCCCUCAAUUGCUUCACCCAAAUGCGGCGAGCAGGGAUUUCUGUCGAUCUCUUUACAUAUGCAAGUGUUUUAAAAGCAACAGGAACAAUAUCAGCUCUUGAAGAAGGUAAGCAGAUCCAUAGCCUUCUUAUCAAGGGAGGGUACGAUUCAGAUUUAUGUGCAAGGAAUGGACUUAUUUCCAUGUUUUCAAGAUGCGGAAAUCUUAGUGAUGCCAAGAAAGUAUUCUUACUGAUGGAUGAACAUGAUGUAGUAUCAUGGAACUCGCUUCUAUCAGGCUUUGCUCAUCACGGGUUUGUCGAGGAAACUAUUAGAAUCUUUGAAGAAAUGAGGAGGAGCAGGGUUAGACCAAAUUUAACAACAUUCCUAAUCGUGCUUUCAGCCUGUAGCCAUUCCGGGUUGGUUGAGAAAGGGCUCCAGUAUUUUGAGCUGAUGAAGAAUGAUUCUUCCAUUCCACCGCCUAAUCUAGAGCAUUAUGCUUGCAUUGUCGAUCUCUGUGGCCGGGCUGGUUAUCUUGAACAAGCCGAGGCAUUCAUCAAUGACAUGCCAAUGAACCCCAAAGCUCCCAUGUUAAAAGCCUUACUAAGUGCUUGCCAGGUUUACGGCAACAAGGAAAUUGCCACGCGAUGUGCAAGAAGGCUUGUGGAGAUUUCUCCGUCUGACCCUGCCACUUAUGUAGUCCUUGCAAAUAUCUUAGCCCGGGAAGGUAAUUGGAAUGAUGCUGAAGGCGUGCGCAAGCUGAUGUUUGACAGGCAAGUGAUGAAAAAGCCUGGUUCUAGCUGGAUAUGACAUUACUAGAACAUCUGAAACUUUUAUGUUGAUGGAAUGAUUUGGCCAAAAGAAGGUUGGAUAGCUUCUUUUUUUUUUUCUUUUUUUUUCUUUGUAGGGUAGGAUUUCUGGUUAAAUUUUAACCUGGUUUAUUUUCUUCAAUGAUUUCAUGUUGAUAAAAUGUUUGCACAAGUUUGUGAC
Molecule: messenger RNA, 2110 nt
Organism: Oldenlandia corymbosa var. corymbosa
Lineage: Eukaryota; Viridiplantae; Streptophyta; Magnoliopsida; Gentianales; Rubiaceae
Source: the annotation of a GenBank genome assembly